GGGCGUCUUGUGCAAGGGUUUUGUAGUAAGCCUAGCAAGCUUAACAAACCACCCUGCCUGAAGCCAGGAUGGUGGUCUCUGCGCUCCACCUGCGGCGUGCCAGCCGACUGCUGACAAGAAACUUCCCAACUUGCUUGUCUUCUUGGAAAAUUCCUCCUCGUGUCCUCAAAUCCUCACAACCAGAAGCUCUACUCGGUAUAACGAAUAAUGCGCUAUCCUUGGCACCUCUGCAGACAUUUACGGAUGAGGAAAUUAUGAUGAAGGAGGCAGUCAAAAAAUUUGCACAGGAACAAAUUGCUCCUUUGGUUUCAACUAUGGAUGAAAAUUCAAAAAUGGAGAAAUCAGUGAUACAAGGAUUAUUUCAACAAGGGCUGAUGGGUAUUGAAGUAGAAGCAAAAUAUGGAGGAACAGAAGCUUCCUUUUUCUGCAGUGUCCAGGUGAUAGAGGAACUAGCUAAAGUGGACGCAUCUGUGGCUCUCCUGUGUGACAUCCAGAACACAAUAGUUAACAACUUGUUUAGAAAACAUGGUACAGAAGAACAGAAGGCCACCUAUUUGCCAAAGCUGGUUACAGAAAAAUUAGGGAGCUUUUGCCUCUCUGAAGCUGGAGCUGGUAGUGACUCUUUCGCUUUGAAAACGAGAGCUGAUAAAAGUGGAAACUACUACCUCAUCAAUGGCUCGAAGAUGUGGAUUAGCAAUGCAGAGCAUGCAGAGCUCUUCCUGGUGUUCGCAAACGUGGACCUCACCUCUGGAUACAGAGGCAUCACCUGCUUCUUAGUAGACCGAGAUACAGAAGGUUUUCAGAUAGGGAAACGAGAAAACAAAAUGGGGAUCAGAGCUUCUUCCACCUGUCAGUUAACAUUUGAAAAUGUCAAGGUUCCAGAAACUAAUAUUUUGGGAAAAAUUGGGCAUGGUUAUAAGUAUGCCAUAGGAAGUCUUAAUGAAGGUAGAAUCGGAAUCGCUGCACAGAUGCUAGGACUGGCCCAAGGAUGUUUUGACUACACUAUUCCAUACAUUAAAGAAAGGAUCCAAUUUGGCAAACGAAUAUUUGAUUUUCAGGGGCUCCAACACCAAGUGGCUCAGGUGGCUACCCAGCUGGAAGCCGCACGAUUGCUGACGUACAACGCUGCCAGGCUCGUAGAAGCCGGAAGGCCAUUUAUAAAGGAAGCAUCUAUGGCCAAAUACUAUGCAUCAGAGGUUGCUGGGCUAACAACAAGUAAGUGCAUCGAGUGGAUGGGAGGGGUCGGCUACACCAAAGAUUACCCUGUGGAGAAAUUCUUCCGAGAUGCAAAGAUCGGUACAAUAUAUGAAGGAGCUUCCAAUAUCCAGCUGAACACCAUUGCAAAGCACAUCGAUGCAGAGUACUGAUGUCUGUGGGAUGAGCCCUCUCUGGCAUCCCUGGCAAACCAUUUCCAACUGCUGUGCCUUACUGAGUAGAGCCUGCAGAGCAGUGCAGUAUUUUAUUUGAAGCCCCUUGUCCUGGUCUCAGACCUGGAUUUUGUUCCUGUCUCUUUCCAAUCUACUCUAAAACUACUUCUAAGCUUCUGAACACAUUUAUAGUUCUCAUCCUACUUUCAGAGUAUACAAAAGUUUCACUAUACCAGCAUUUAGGAAGAAGAAACCAUUUGAAGUAUUGGUAGCUGACAGAAAUAGUCACUUUAUAUUCCUACUAAAUCUCUGUACUGUGUGGUAUGA
Molecule: messenger RNA, 1694 nt
Organism: Grammomys surdaster
Lineage: Eukaryota; Metazoa; Chordata; Mammalia; Rodentia; Muridae
Gene: Acadsb
Product: acyl-CoA dehydrogenase short/branched chain
Exons: 11
Coding region: 69-1367 (432 amino acids)
Cellular component (GO): mitochondrion
Molecular function (GO): acyl-CoA dehydrogenase activity; flavin adenine dinucleotide binding
Source: RefSeq, a predicted model, not a curated record